Messenger RNA from Rhinocladiella mackenziei CBS 650.93, 2169 nucleotides. RefSeq lists its product as uncharacterized. The transcript has a single exon. Gene Ontology annotation, molecular function: zinc ion binding; DNA-binding transcription factor activity, RNA polymerase II-specific. Gene Ontology annotation, biological process: regulation of DNA-templated transcription. Bases 1 to 2169 code for a protein of 722 amino acids. NCBI's taxonomy places the organism in Eukaryota, Fungi, Ascomycota, Eurotiomycetes, Chaetothyriales, Herpotrichiellaceae. The record is from RefSeq and is a predicted model, not a curated record.
AUGCCCAAGGAACGGAAGACAUGCACCGAGUGCUCAAUGCGCCGGCAGAAAUGUGACCGAAACGUCCCCUGCGGUCGCUGCGUCAAGAGAGGUGACGCUGCAAAAUGCACUCGGGAGUGGCCUGAGGGCGGAUACGAUCCCAAGAUCCACCGGAUCUAUCCUCGAACAUCAAUCCGAACAGAUACCAGCCCUCCUGCUCCCGACACGUCUCCUGCUAAUCCUGCUGAAUCUUCGGUACAUCCUGCCCGGAGGACUCCGGCCUCUGCGACCUCUGCAACGAGUCCUCAAGCUCAGUCAUCGAUCCAUCCUGGCAAUCCUGGCACAGGUCCGGACAAUGCUCCAGUCUCGGAUGUCGACAACGCAGCCACAGUGCUGGAGUUUCUCACCUGGGGUCGAUCAAAAUUGUCGGAUUAUGACCUCAAGGCCUUGGAACUCCUCAAAGAACCCCACAAUGCCGGGGUAUCCGCCGUCCCCAAAGACAAUGGCCCCGACUGGGAUGUUUCUAAUGGAUUCGGAGGCACUGGUGCCGCCCAAGUUUCAUUCCUGCAAUUGUUGCUGCCAGGCCGUCGACAAGUGUUUCAACUGGUCGAAUACCACAUCAGCUCCAUUCUGUGGUACCAUGGAUGCUUUCAUGGUCCUACUUUCUAUGAGGAGCUCAAGGAGGUCUACAAAGGCCCGUCCGGAUUGCAAGUCAGAGACAUGGAUCUCAGGUGGACUGCCUUACUAUUUUCCGUUAUGGCAGCAAGCAUGACUUGCGCCAAUGAGCAAUUGGCUUUGUCUUGGGGCUUUAAAAAGAACGAAAGAGCCAAACUCACCAGACAGUGGUACAAAGCCACCGUUACUUGUCUCAAUCUCGCAGAUUAUAUGUGGCGACAUCAUAUCUAUUCGGUUGAAGCAAUCACCGUGUUGACUAUGUCCGCUCACAUUCUAGGAUUCAGCAACACCCAAAGCACACUAUUGGGAGCCGCACUUAAGAUUGCCCAAGGACUCGGUCUUCAAAGACUUGGGCCUGAAGACGAGAUGGGUAAUGUGACCGGAGCAUGCAUUGUCAUGACCUCUGCUCAACGGGAUAAGGUAACCAAGCGGGAAACGGGAAGGAGACUGUGGUCUCAACUUUGCAUUCAAGAUUGGUUUUCGAUCCCGUUCUCCGAGAUGUACUCCAUUCAGAAGAUCCAUUUCACCUCCCUCAAACCCAUAAACUGCGAUGACAACACGAUGCUACCGUUGCCCGAUGACACCCCCAGCAUGACGAGUUUUCCCAAUUUUCUCUGCGAGAUUGCUUCACUAAUGCCUCAGAUGCAUGAUGCCAUUAUUGGAUCGAACACGUUGUACACCAAGUACGAGCAAGUUCUGGAUUAUGAUGCGAAGAUGAGAACAUUGGCAACGGAAGGAUGUCCUCGCUUUUUCUCCAUGCGGGAGCCAAUGUCUCCCGAGUGGCCUGCAUUUAUUCCCUGGGCCAAGCGAAGCCUAACCAUUUGUUUUGCUCACAAGAUCAUCAUGAUUCAUCGGGCUUUUCUUGGUCGCAGUUUCACCGAGCCAGCAUUCGAUUUCACGCGUCGUACUUGCAUGGCGGCGGCCAAAACGAUAUUGAAGGAAGCCAGACAGGCGUACGAUGAAGAGGGACCAAUGCUGUGGAUUGAUCAAGCAUUCAUGGUGGCGGCUGGAAUCACGCUUGCCUUGGAUAUUUUCCAUCGCCAACCCAACGAACCCGAGUAUGAAGAACAUAGGAAGCUGGUGGAUAAUACGAUCAGUAUGCUGGGGAAGUUUGAAAACAGCAUGAUUGCUUUACGUGGUAUCCGACUACUAUCGUCGUUGCUUGCUGAACAGGCUCGGCUCACGGCGGAUCAGACGCUGGAGAACUAUCGAAAGCGAACACAUGAGAGCAUGGGAAGCCGUGGACAACCAAAGAGACAGAAAUUCAAUGUGCCCAAGUUCGUGGAGUCCUUUGUCGGAAAUGACUCCUUCACCCAUUCCUUGAGAACUGCCAACCGAGGCGUGGAGCCGUCAUUGGAUCUGUAUGAACCGACCGAGGCUGCACGAACCCCAGCAUCGCAAGAACCCAUGAUUACGUCGGACCUAGGUUACGAGACCUUCGAACAACUGUUUCCUCCGCAUACUGGUAUCAGCAACAAUUUUCUGUUUGAAGACUUGCUUAAUUUCGACAUAUGA